AUGAAUUGUUAUGAUUAUAUCAUAGUUGGUUCUGGAACAGCUGGUAGUAUUGUGGCAAGAAAACUUUCAGAUAAUCCUAAGAACAAAGUAUUAUUGAUCGAGCAAGGUUAUUGGUUAUCAUUGAACCCCAUUGUACAAGAAGCAUCUCAAUGGCUUCUAUUAUUGACUGAUCCUAUGAUAGAACUCGGAUAUGUAUCAGUACCGCAAGUCGGAUUAAACAAUCAUAAAAUAACACAACCGAGAGCUAAAGGUACAGGUGGAUGCAACAGUCAUAAUGCAAUGGCAUUUAUAAUCGGCAAUCGUAAAGACUUCGACGAACGUUGGGGACCUAUUGAUGGAUGGACAUGGAACGAUUUAUCCCCUUAUUGGAAUUAUAUAAAUAAUACAUUUACCCAUACACAAUUAAAUGCAGAUGAUCCAAUGAUGUCUACAUUGUUAAAAAGUGCCGAAGAACUUGGCUAUAAAUAUAAUCCUAAUCCAAAUAAUUUGAAUUCUGCUCAAGGUCAAGGCGGUGUUGCACCAAGAAUUUAUAUGAGUAGAAAAAUAUCCAACAAUUACGCUCAACGAGUAACUAGUUGGAAUACAUACGUCGAACCAGUACUACCACGAGAAAACCUAGAUAUAUUAGUCUUUACGCAUGUUCAUAAAAUAUUAUUCGAUAGAAAUUUGAAAGCAAUCGGUGUCAAAACAUAUAAUGUCGGUAAUAAACAAUAUGAUUAUUAUUACGUUACUAAAGAGAUAAUAUUGUCUGCUGGAGUAUUCGACACACCGAAAUUACUAUUAUUAAGCGGCAUUGGUCCAUGCGAUGAAUUGAAACGUUUCAAUAUUACUUGUUUAUCACAUGUACCAGGCGUUGGAAAAAAUUUACAAGAUCAUACAUUUGUGAGUUUAUGGUCACCACCAUUGCUUAAUCAAAAUAUACCAUUGCCUAGUACUGUACUUGGUGGAUGGGGUGCUGUUGCGAUUGAAGAAAACGGUGAAUAUUAUCAUGUAUUAGGUAUCAGUGAGAGCGAUGGCAAGAAAGCGUUCCAGAUAUUUGUCGAAACAUUUCAAUAUCAAUCUCGCGGUAGUGUCACAUUAAAGGAUAAUGAUCCAUUAUCAAAUCCAGUCAUAAAUCCAAAUUAUUUAUCUAAUUCUUAUGAUGAAAAAAAGCUUUUACAAACAAUUAAAGUUGGUCAGUCGUUUCUCUCUACUAAAAUGAUCAGCAGUUUAACUGAGAAAGAAAUAUAUACCGGAUAUAAUAUGACAGAUGACAAAGAAUUGUUAAAUUGGGCAAAAGAAAAUAUUUCAUCAGAUUUACAUUCAUCAUGUACAUGUAAAAUGGGAAACAAUUUUAACCAUGAUAAUAUGAUCGUAGUAAACAAACGAUUACAAGUACGCAAUACGAAGAAUUUGAGAAUUGCUGAUGCUUCAAUUAUGCCAUCAUUGAUAUCUGGUAAUACAAAUCAAAUUACGAUGAUUAUUGGAUUCAAGGCGGCUGAUAUGAUUAUAGAAGACAAUCGAAAGUUAUAA
Messenger RNA from Rotaria sp. Silwood2, 1512 nucleotides. The record is from the annotation of a GenBank genome assembly. NCBI's taxonomy places the organism in Eukaryota, Metazoa, Rotifera, Eurotatoria, Philodinida, Philodinidae.